Molecule: messenger RNA, 405 nt
Organism: Sorex fumeus (smoky shrew)
Lineage: Eukaryota; Metazoa; Chordata; Mammalia; Eulipotyphla; Soricidae
Exons: 2
Coding region: 1-405 (134 amino acids)
Cellular component (GO): nucleosome
Molecular function (GO): DNA binding; structural constituent of chromatin; protein heterodimerization activity
Source: RefSeq, a predicted model, not a curated record
AUGCUCAAGCACACGGCACACAAGUCAAUGGGCGGGAAGACACCCCGCAAGCAACUGGUCACCAAGGCAGUCCACAAGAGCGUGCCAACCAUGGGGGGCAUGAAGAAACCACACCAAGACCUACCCAACACAGUGGCGCUACAUGAGAUCGGCCGCUACCUGAAGUCCACCGAGCUGCUUAUGGGCAAGCUGCCAUUCCAGCGACUGGUGCGUGAGAUCACGCAGGACUUCAGGACUGACCUGCACUCCCAGAGCUCAGCCGUCAUGGCUCUGCAGGAGACGUGCAAGGCCUACCUGGUGGGGCUCUUUGACAACACCAACCUCUGUGCAUUCCCCGCAAAGCAUGUCACCUUUAUGCCCAAGGACAUCCAGCUGGCGUGCCACAUCCCCGGAGAGAGAGCAUAA